Messenger RNA from Neltuma alba, 2367 nucleotides. RefSeq names its product MLO-like protein 11. NCBI's taxonomy places the organism in Eukaryota, Viridiplantae, Streptophyta, Magnoliopsida, Fabales, Fabaceae. The transcript has 16 exons. Gene Ontology annotation, biological process: defense response. The record is from RefSeq and is a predicted model, not a curated record. The coding region runs from base 505 to 2187 and encodes 560 amino acids. Gene Ontology annotation, cellular component: membrane.
ACCGGUAUAAUGUGGGAUAUAGGAAAGAGCUGGGUCUUUCUGUCGGAUUUGAGAAUGUUUGGCGAAUCUGCUUGGCACUGUUGAUCCGGACGAAGAUCGGGGCUGAAGGUUUGCUUUUAGAGUUCCACUGAUAGUCUGCAGGCACUAAAAAAGAAAGUCCAAGUUCAUUUAAAGCUUUCUAGAGGGAUUCUUCUUCUUCUUCUUGUAUUGGAAACACCUUUGGGGGACAGUUUAUUCCUCCGGGAGAUCAAUUAAUAGUAUAUUUUCCUGUUAAAGAAGAAACAAGCAGUGGCUCCCUAGACUUAGUGUUGGUCUGUUUCUCGCUCAGCAUACUCAAACUUGGGAGACAAUCGUACUGCUAAUGCAUACUUUUUGAAAAUGGCGUUAAUGAGGUGAUUGGGAAGACUAGAAACUUCCUUUUGUGAGGCCCGUAUUUUAGGCCAAUUGAAGUUGGCCCGUGCUACUUGAAGUUUGGCGAGUAAUCAGGAUACUUCAUAGCUCAAAAUGGCAGAAAAUGUAGAAAUAAGGUCAUUGGCCUUGACUCCAACAUGGUCUGUUGCCACUGUGUUAACAAUCUUUGUUCUUGUUUCUUUCCUUGUGGAGCGCUCCAUUCACCACUUAAGCAAGUGGCUACAGAAAACUAAUCGAAAACCCUUACUCGCAGCUUUGGAGAAGAUGAAAGAAGAGUUGAUGCUUCUUGGAUUUAUAUCACUCCUAUUAACGGCUACCUCAACAAUGAUAGCUAAUAUCUGCAUCCCAUCAAAGUUCUACAGUAGUACUUUUGCUCCAUGCACUAGAUCUGAGGUUGAUGAAGAAAUGGAAAAGAAUGAACCAAAAGAACGUAUGUUGUUGAUGGCUUCUACUUAUCCACACCUGGUCAGAAGGAUGUUGAAUGACAUGAAUCAAAACUCCUGCAAAGAGGGUCAUGAACCAUUUGUUUCAUAUGAAGGACUAGAGCAACUGCACCGAUUCAUUUUUGUGAUGGCAGUCACGCAUGUAUCUUACAGUUGCUUAACAAUGUUAUUGGCAAUUGUGAAGAUUCACAGUUGGAGGACAUGGGAGGAGGAGGCUCACAUGGAACGCCACGAGUCAUUAGCUGAGAUGACAAGAAAGUUGACAUUGCGAAGGCAAUCAACAUUUGUCAAAUUUCACACAUCAAAUCUGUUGGUCAGAAACAGCUGUAUGGUCUGGGUGACAUGUUUUUUCCGACAAUUUGGACGUUCUGUGGUUCGAGCUGAUUAUCUUGCACUCCGCAAAGGCUUCAUUGAGAAUCAUAACCUCACUUCAAAUUACGAUUUCCACAGUUACAUGAUUCGAUCUAUGGAAGAGGAAUUCCAAAAGAUCGUUGGUGUGAGUGUUCCACUCUGGGGAUUUGUCGUUGCUUUCAUGCUUUUUGAUGUCAACGGAUCUAAUCUCUAUUUCUGGAUAGCAAUUAUUCCUAUUUCUCUUGUGCUGUUGGUGGGAGCAAAGCUGCAGCAUGUUAUUGCAACCCUGGCAUUAGAGAAUGAAGGAAUAACUGGUUCCUUCUCAGAGGCGAAGUUGAAGCCUCGCGAUGAACUUUUCUGGUUCAAUAAACCCGAACUAUUGUUGUCCUUAAUCCAUUUCAUUCUUUUCCAGAACGCAUUUGAGCUGGCUUCAUUCUUUUGGUUCUGGUGGCAGUUUGGUUACCGUUCCUGCUUUAUUAGGAAUCACCUCCUUGUGUAUUUAAGGCUAAUCUUGGGGUUUGCUGGGCAGUUUCUCUGUAGCUACAGCACCUUGCCACUCUAUGCACUUGCCACACAGAUGGGAACAAACUAUAAGGCUGCAUUAAUUCCACAGAAAAUAAGGGAGACAAUUCAUGGAUGGGGGAAACAAGCCAGGAGAAAGAGAAAACAUGGUUUCUUCCCUGAUGAUUCCGCCGCGCAUACAGACACAAGCACUGUGUUGUCUAUCGAAGAAGACGACGACAACCGAUCGGUUGAAGCACUCCCGGCUGCCAUGGAAUUACAACCAGUAACUGCUGCUGCAUCUCCUCCAUCAGCUGUUGCAAAUGAAACUUCAAGCAGGGCAGCCACGCCCCUCCUACGCCCCUCUGCUUCAGUUUCUACAUCAGCUUCAUGCUUUAGUUUUAGAAUAGGAUCAAUUUCAAGAUCCUCUUCUUUGCCCUCUGGAAGAAAUAGAAAAUUAAGGCCUGCUUUGCCUAGGUAAGAUAGAAAUUGGACGUAGCAAUGAUGAAGUUGGAUUUUGUAUGAUUAGAUGUUACAGUUGACUACUCUUGAUAAAUAAAUAUAUAUUCUAGUCAUAGGAAACUGCAUUACUCAUUUCACUACACUAUCCAUUAUCUAUUGUAAAUGAGGCUUCCAAUGAUAGGGCUGCCAUGCCACUCCU